GUGGGGCAACUGAGCACCCCGUGGGGUCCUAAAGAGCCCCAGGGGGGCAACAGGACACCCAAGGGGGGGGCAACAGGGCAACCAAGGGGGCAAAUGGGCACCCAAGUGGGCAACUGAGCACCCCUUGGGGCAGUAGAACAGUUCAUGGGGCAAGAGGGCACCUGAGGGGGCAACAGGGCACCCAGAGGGGCCCUAAAGCACCCCAUGGGGCAGUAGGGCACCUGAGGGGGCAACUGGGCACCUGAGGGGGCAGCUGGGCACCCCAUGGGGCAGUAGAACAGUUCAUGGGGCAAGAGGGCACCUGAGGGGGCAACAGGGCACCCAGAGGGGCCCUAAAGCCCCCCAUGUGUCAGUAAAACAGUUGAUGGGGCAACAGGGCACCUGAGGGGGCAACAGGGCACCCCAUGGGGCAGUAGAACAGUUCAGGGGGCAACAGGGCACCCAGAGAGGCCUAAAGCCCCCCAUGGGUCAGCGGAACAGUUGAUGGGGCAACAGGGCACCUGAGGGGGCAACAGGGCACCCCAUGGGGCAGUAGAACGGUUCAUGGGGCAACUGGGCACCCAGAGAGGCCCUAAAGUACCCCAUGGUUCAGCGGAACAGUUGAUGGGGCAAGAAGGCACCCGAGGGGGCAACUGGGCACCCAGGCGGGCCACUGGGCACGCCAUGGGGCAGUAGGGCACCUGAGGGAGCAAGAGGGCACCUGAGGGGGCAACAGGGCAUCCCAUGGGGCAGUAGAACAGUUCAUGGGGCAACAGGACACCCAGAAAGGCCCUAAAGCCCCCCAUGUGUCAGCAGAACAGUUGAUGGGGCAACAGGGCACCUGAGCGGCCAACUGGGCAUCCCAUGGGGCAGUAGGGCACCUGAGGGAGCAAGAGGGCACCUGAGGGGGCAACUGGGCACCCAGGCAGGCCACUGGGUACCCCAUGGGGCAAUAGGGCACCUGAGGGGGCAACAGGGCACCUGAGGGGGCAACUGGGCACCCAGGCAGGCCACUGGGUACCCCAUGGGGCAAUAGGGCACCUGAGGGGGCAACAGGGCACCCCAUGGGGCAGUAGAACGGUUCAGGGGGCAACUGGGCACCCAGAGGGGCCCUAAAGUACCCCAUGGUUCAGCGGAACAGUUGAUGGGGCAACAAGGCACUCCAUGGGGCAUCAGGGCACCCAGGUGGGCAACUGGGCACGCCAUGGGGCAGUAGAACAGUUCAUGGGGUAACAGGGCAGCUGUGGGGGCAACUGGGCACCCCAUGGGGCAGUAGGGCACCUGAGGGAGCAACAGGGCACCUGAGGGGGCAACAGGGCACCCCAUGGGGCAGUAGAACGGUUCAGGGGGCAAGAGGACACCCAGAAAGGCCCUAAAGCCAGUUGAUGGGGCAACAAGGCACUCCAUGGGGCAUCAGGGCGCCCAAAGGGGCAUCAGGGCGCCCAAAGGGGCAUCAAGUGGCUGCCCCCGCCCCGCGUGACGGCCGUGUCCCCCCCCCGCAGGCCGGUGGCGGGGAGGAUGGCGGGGGAGGGCUGCCGGGUGCAGAUCUCCUUCCCCCAGCACGCGGCGGCCCUGCUGGACUCCCUCAACCGCCUGCGCCUGGAGGGGAAGUUCUGCGACGUGGCCGUCCACGUCGGGGGCCGCGUCUUCCCGGCCCACAAGAGCGUCCUGGCGGCCGCCUCCCCCUUCUUCCACGACAAGCUGCUGCUCCAGGAUGGGGGGCGCCUGCUGCUGCCCCCCGCCAUCGACCCCGACGCCUUCGAGGGGCUCCUGCAUCUCAUCUACUCAGGGCGCUUGACGUUGCUGUUGGAGGCCCUGCCCGGUCAUCUCUUGGUGGCCAGCGGUCUCCAGAUGUGGCACGUGGUGGAUCAGUGCUCGGAGAUCCUGAGGGAGUUGGAGGGGGGGCUGUGCCGGUGGGCCGGGCAGGGCAGCGAGGUGACCUCAUCAUCGUCAUCGAGCGGCUGCGGCGGUGAGGGGUCAUCAUCGUGGACCGCCCGUGGUGGAGAUGGGUCUUCCUGUGCCACCCAUGGGGGAGACGGAGCGUCAUCGUGGGCCACCCGUGGUGAUGGGUCUUCGUGUACCAGCCGUGGGGGAGAUGGAGGAUCAGCGUGGAGCACCCGCGGUGGAGAUGGGUCAUCAUGUCCCACCCGCGGUGGAGAUGGGUCAUCGUGUCCCACCCGCGGUGGGGAUGGAGCGUCAUCGUGGCCCACCCGUGGUGGGGAUGGGUCUUCAUCGUCCUCGUGGACCACGCGUGGUGGCGAUGGCUCAUCAUGUCCCACCCGCAGUGGUGAUGGAGCAUCCUCCUGGUCCACCCGUGGUGGCGAUGGCUCUUCAUCAUCGUCAUGGCCCGCACGUGGUGGCGAUGGCUCUUCGUGGGCCACCUGUGGUGGUGAGGCGGCGACGCCAUCUUUCACCAAGGAGGGAGGUGAGGAGGUCCUCAAAAUCCGCGUGGCCACUGACGUGGCACCAGCGGCCACAUCGUCCCUGAGCUCCCUCCUGAAGGACACCGGCGAGGAGGUCCUCAAGAUCUGCGUGGAGGAGGACGAGGAGGAAGAGGAAGAGGAGGAGGAAGAGGGCGGCCACCGCCCCACCGACGCCCUCCAGAUUGUGCUGGAGGAGGACGAGGAGGAAGAGGGGGCACCCAGAGGCACCCACGAGCCCCCCAAGAUCUUCUACAUCAAGCAAGAGGCGGGCGAGGGCGCCGCCGUUGAGGGCCUCCUGCCUCCAGCGGAGUUGGCGGGGAGCUUCGCGCCGGCGGAGGUGAGCUACGUCAUCCCGGCCGGCGCCGGCGGCGUCGGGGGGACGCUGGUGACGAGCGGCGGGGCGGCCAUCUUCCCCCAGCCCUCCUGGAAACCGGUGGACCUUCACGGGAACGAGAUCCUGGGCCGGGGUCAAGCUCUUCACGCCCCGGUGAAGUUGGGGGCGGCCCCCGACGGCAAACGUUUCGGUUGCCUCUGCGGCAAACGCUUCGCCGUGAAGCCCAAGCGGGACCGGCACAUCAUGCUGACCUUCAGCCUGAGGCCCUUCGCCUGCGCCGCCUGCCACAAGCGCUUCAAGCUGAAGCACCACCUGAGGGAGCACAUGAAGACCCACGACGGGGCCGGCAGGGCCUGCGAGCGCUGCGGCCGCCGCUUCCGCCUGCGCAGCGGCCUGGACAAGCACCGGGCCCUCUGCCAGGGGGCUCGCUGGGGAGGGGGGUGCUGGGCCUGCGACUGA
Molecule: messenger RNA, 3195 nt
Organism: Calidris pugnax (ruff)
Lineage: Eukaryota; Metazoa; Chordata; Aves; Charadriiformes; Scolopacidae
Gene: ZBTB9
Product: zinc finger and BTB domain containing 9
Exons: 1
Coding region: 1498-3195 (565 amino acids)
Biological process (GO): regulation of transcription by RNA polymerase II
Molecular function (GO): protein binding; RNA polymerase II cis-regulatory region sequence-specific DNA binding; DNA-binding transcription factor activity, RNA polymerase II-specific
Source: RefSeq, a predicted model, not a curated record